AUUAGAACGAGUAACUGUUCAAAUCGAUGGAUCAGCUGAAGGUUUUGCAGUUUUCCAUUGUACUCCUUGUCAAGUUAUUAAAUGUAAUGAUACGGGUACAACUUAUACAUUAGUUAAAUUACCUGAUGAUUCAUCAGUUGUAACUGGUACAUUAGCAUGUAUAAUGAAAUAUACAGUUAAAGAUUGUGAUCCAACGACGGGUGUACCAGAUGAUGAAGAAGGUUAUGCUGAUGAAUUUGUGCUUGAAGAUAUUGAAAUAACAGUUAGUGAUCAUGUACAAAAAGUACUUAAACCAAAUUGGUAUUAUAAAAUUAUUAUAUUUUAUUUUUCAUUUCAUCUUAUGUUUAUUAUAGAAUGUCUGAAGAAAAUAAUAAAUUAUAUGGGAAUGCAAGCUUGUGAACGAUCAGACAAAAUUCUAGAAGGCAAAGCAUCACAUGCACUUUAUUUAGCGGGUGUCUAUCGUGGUGGAUAUGAUGUACUUGUUCGAACAAAAAUGGCAUUAGGUGGUACAACAGUAUAA
Messenger RNA from Rotaria sp. Silwood1, 520 nucleotides. The record is from the annotation of a GenBank genome assembly. NCBI's taxonomy places the organism in Eukaryota, Metazoa, Rotifera, Eurotatoria, Philodinida, Philodinidae.